ACUUUUUGUUAUUAAAAUAUAAUUCUGCUCCGAUUCACGCGAAUCAUGUUUCGCAUUACGUCACAACAAUCGUUUAUCAAUCGUGAAACGUUAUAAUUUUUCUUCGUAUAUAGUUUUGAUUGAACGAUCGUGUUCCCAUACAACAUUAAAUACACAUAUGUUGGCAACACGAGAGACAAUAAGGCACAAUGAAAAUAUGUUAGUGCGGCUACGGAGUAAAAUGGCCGUUGGCGUGUGUUAUUCGUCGGUGCGCUCUUCGUGUCCAUGUCUUUAACGGUGUUUUCCUCCAAUAAAUAUUAUUGAAUAAGUGUGCACGUGAAUUUCCACGGUGUUAUCAACAUUGUGAGAAAAACGGAGGCGAUAACGGAAUAAAUCGGAUCGAAAGGGGUUGAGCAUGGCUAGUCCUUCGCCUCAGUCGUCUCCGAUGCCUCCCCCGCAAGCUCCCAGUCCGCUGGGACCGCCGCAACAGUCACCGUCUUCAGCCUCCAACCCGCAAGGCAGUCCCAUGGGUCCGCCUGGACAUCACGCUCACAGCCCAACGCAGGUUUAUGCCGGAGGGCCGCCGCCUCAGGGCGGCCCUCCCAUGUCUCAACCGCAACAACAAUCGAUACCCUCUCAACAACAAGGUUAUCCUCCGCAUUCGCAACAAAUGCCGCCCAACAUCGGACCACAGGGUCAGGGCGGUCCCGGCGGCCCGAUCGGUCCAGGGCCUGGACAGCAGGCUGGAAAUUCCAUGGGAGCCGGACAAAUGGGUCAUGGGACUCCGAGCCAAAUGGGGCCAGGGGGGCCGAGUCCGAUGGGCAUCGGUGGGCCCGGGCACAUGGGACCCGGAGGCUCCAUACAAAUGGGUCCGAGUCAGUUGGGGCCAGGGGGACUCGGACAAAUGGGUAUACCUGGACAAAUGCUCGGUGGCCCGGGCGCAAUGGGGCCCGGAGUUCAAGGCGGCCAUUUGGGACCCGGACAAGGGCCUCCGGGCCACGGCGGAGCAUCGGUCGGACACCAGGCUUCGCCGCACAUGGUCCAAAGCGGCCCGGGGCAACACAUGGGACCUCAGAAUCCUCAGAUGGGAACACACAUCGGAGUAGCUCCGAAUUCCGGACACAUCAACGCCGGUCAACCCGGACACAUGGGCCCGAUGUCACAGAGCGCCGCUGCUCACAUGGGGAGCCCCAUGGGCCUCACCGUUCCUGGCCAAAUGGGCCCGGCGAGUAAUUCCGGGCCGAUGGGACCCAACGGUAAUCCUGGUCACGGCCAAAGUCCGAACGGUCCGGGGCAGAUGAGCAUGAGCGGAGGAGCAGCGAGUCAACUGGGAAUGAGCGGACCGGGUGGCCAAAUGAGUCCGAGCGGUCCAGGUGUCCAGAUGCCUCCGAAUGCUCCUGGGAGCCAAAUGGGUCCAAUGGGUCCAAUGAGCAAUCCAGGGGGACAAGUGGGUCCGAGUGGGCCUGGAAACCAGAUUGGACAAGCGGCCUCGAUGGGCUCGGGAGGUCCGAUAGGCUCCGGGGGAAGUCCGAGUUCCCACAUGCCGUUGGGAAGUGGACCGGGCAGCCAAAUGGGCGAGAGUCGCGUUCCGAUGGGCCCGAGUGAGGCCCGAGGUCCGAUGGGCCCGGCGAAUACACCCGGACAAAUCGCGAGCUCCGGUCCCGGCGUACAGAUCAGCUCUGGUGGGCCGACGCAGCAAAUGGGACCGGGGACCGGCGCAGGACUGCCCACCGGACCCGUCACUCAAAUGAGUCAAACGGGAUCCGCCGGAAGCGUGAGUGUUUCGUCCGCUGGUACGGGACAAGAAAAUCUUAACGCUCUCCAAAAGGCCAUCGACUCGAUGGAGGAAAAAGGACUUCAGGAAGACCCGCGUUACUCCCAACUCCUCGCUCUGAGGGCUCGCCAGGGCAACAUGGGCGAAAAACAAACUUUCAGCUCUCAGCAACUUCAACAGCUACGCGUGCAAAUAAUGGCGUACAGAUUGCUAGCGCGCAAUCAACCGCUCUCGCAACAAUUAGCGCUCGCAGUUCAAGGUGGAGCUCCACCACCACCACCUCCCCCUCCCCCGCCUCCCCCACCGCCUCCUCCUUCAGGUAUGGGACAGCGUACGACCGAUCCGAUUCAAACGACCCCGGGUCCGGUGGGUCCGCAGAUUACUGGUCCCAACGCUCUCGGGCCUUCCGGCCCACCGAGGCCUGGUGCCCAGACGCCGCAGCAUCAACAGCUCCAGCAGCCUGGACCAAAGACCAAUCGGGUUACGAGUGUCGUGAAACCAGCUGGAUUGGAUCCGUUGCUUAUUCUUCAAGAACGUGAAAACAGACUCACCGCGAGAAUAGCUUCAAGGAUGGAGCAACUGAGCAACCUUCCGACCAAUAUGCCCGAAGAUCUUCGUCUUCAAGCUCAAAUAGAAUUGCGAAUGCUCAGGGUACUAAAUUUCCAGCGACAGCUACGAUCGGAGAUAAUCGCUUGCACUCGUAAAGAUACAACACUGGAGACUGCGGUUAAUGUUAAGGCGUACAAAAGAACGAAACGACAAGGUUUGCGAGAAGCUCGAGCUACGGAGAAAUUGGAGAAGCAACAAAAACUCGAAGCUGAACGUAAACGCAGGCAAAAACAUCAGGAGUUCCUCACCUCGGUGCUCCAGCAUGGCAAAGAUUUCAAAGAAUUCCAUCGUAACAACGUCGCAAAAUUGGCUCGUCUUAACAAAGCGGUGCUCAAUUAUCAUGCCAACGCCGAGAGGGAACAGAAAAAGGAACAAGAACGUAUCGAGAAAGAGCGUAUGCGUCGUCUCAUGGCCGAGGACGAAGAGGGUUACAGGAAGCUCAUCGAUCAGAAGAAAGACAAACGUUUGGCUUUCCUACUCUCACAAACCGAUGAGUAUAUCAGCAAUCUCACGGAAAUGGUCAAACAGCACAAAAUGGAACAAAAAAGAAAACAAGUUGAGGACGAGAAAAGGAAGAAGAAGAAGAGGUUGCAGGUUGGUGAAAAUGGUGAAGAGACUGCUAAUGGCGAAGACAGGCGCGUCGGUGUUAUCGAGGUUGCGACUGGACGCACGUUGACCGGCGACGAAGCACCUCUCACGAGUCAACUCGCAGCUUUCCUCGAAUCACAUCCGGGCUGGGAAACGAUAGAUUCUGAUAGCGAGGACGACGAAGAAGACGAAGAAGAAAGUGAAGAAAAAGUAAAUGGUACGAUCGCGAAACGAACGAGUAAAAAUAAUAGUUUUAAUUUUUUUUUUAAUUUCUUGACAAAAAAAAUUAUUUCGUUGAUAAUAGCUGAAGAGAAAGCUACCAGCGAUAUGGAGGAGGAGAAAGCUAAGAAAACCCUUCACAAAGCUAAAGUCGAAGACGACGAAUACAAAACAGAAGAACAAACUUAUUACAGCAUUGCUCAUACUGUUCACGAAAGCGUUACGGAACAGGCCAGUAUUAUGGUCAAUGGCAUCCUUAAGGAAUAUCAGAUCAAGGGUCUGGAGUGGCUAGUGUCGUUGUUCAACAACAAUCUGAAUGGAAUUCUCGCCGACGAGAUGGGUCUCGGCAAAACGAUUCAAACGAUAGCUCUCGUUACAUAUCUCAUGGAACAGAAAAAAGUUAACGGACCUUUCCUAAUAAUCGUGCCUCUUUCAACUUUGUCGAAUUGGGUACUGGAAUUCGAGAAGUGGGCACCCAGCGUUGUAGUAGUUUCUUACAAAGGUUCGCCAGCAGGCAGAAGAGCGAUUCAGUCGCAAAUGCGUGCGACGAAAUUUAACGUUCUUUUGACUACUUACGAAUACGUCAUAAAAGACAAAUCGGUCUUGGCGAAGCUGCAGUGGAAAUAUAUGAUAAUCGACGAAGGUCACAGAAUGAAGAACCAUCACUGCAAACUCACGCAAGUUUUGAACACUCAUUAUCUCGCGCCUCAUCGACUUCUCCUGACCGGUACACCUCUUCAGAACAAAUUGCCCGAACUGUGGGCUCUUUUAAACUUUUUACUGCCAUCGAUAUUCAAGUCGUGCAGCACUUUCGAGCAAUGGUUCAAUGCUCCAUUCGCUACGACUGGCGAAAAAGUCGAGCUCAACGAGGAAGAAACUAUUCUCAUUAUUCGCCGUUUGCACAAAGUCCUCAGGCCCUUCUUGCUGCGUCGUUUGAAAAAAGAAGUCGAGUCGCAGCUGCCUGACAAAGUCGAGUACAUUAUCAAGUGCGACAUGUCUGGACUCCAAAAAGUUUUGUACAAGCACAUGCAAAGCAAGGGUGUCUUGCUAACCGACGGCUCGGAAAAAGGAAAACAGGGCAAGGGUGGUGCGAAAGCUCUGAUGAACACUAUAGUACAAUUGCGAAAGCUUUGUAAUCAUCCAUUCAUGUUUCAAGUAAUCGAAGAAAAGUACUGCGAGCACAUUGGCAAACCGGGCAGCGGCGUAGUAUCGGGCCCUGACCUUUAUCGGGCUUCUGGAAAAUUCGAACUGCUCGAUCGCAUCUUACCUAAGCUCAAAGCGACCAAUCAUCGAGUAUUGCUCUUCUGUCAAAUGACACAAUUGAUGACAAUUAUGGAAGAUUAUUUGGGCUGGCGAGGAUUCAUGUAUCUUCGUUUGGACGGUACAACAAAAGCGGAAGAUCGUGGUGAUCUUCUGAAAAAAUUCAAUGAUCCCGGAUCCGAAUAUUUCCUUUUUCUGUUGUCCACCCGAGCCGGUGGUCUCGGUCUUAAUCUCCAGGCUGCCGAUACCGUCAUUAUUUUUGAUUCCGAUUGGAAUCCCCAUCAGGAUUUGCAGGCGCAGGACCGAGCUCACAGAAUAGGACAGAAAAACGAGGUCCGAGUGCUCCGAUUAAUGACCGUUAAUUCCGUAGAAGAAAGAAUUUUAGCGGCAGCGAGAUACAAGCUCAAUAUGGACGAGAAAGUUAUUCAAGCUGGUAUGUUCGAUCAAAAGUCAACGGGAUCGGAAAGACAACAGUUUUUGCAGAGUAUUUUGCAUCAGGACGAUGCCGAGGAUGAGGAAGAGAACGAGGUACCCGACGAUGAAACUGUCAAUCAGAUGAUCGCGAGAAGCGAAGGCGAAUUCGAAAUUUUUCAGAAAUUGGACCUGGAAAGGCGAAGAGAAGAAGCCAAAUCAGGAUCCAACAGAAAAUCUCGGCUGCUCGAAGAAACUGAAUUGCCAGAUUGGCUGGUUAAGGACGAUGACGAGGUUGAACGGUGGACUUACGAGGAGGAUGAAGAUCGGUUUUUGGGCAGAGGUUCGAGGCAACGAAAAGAAGUCGAUUACUCGGAUAGUCUUACUGAAAAAGAAUGGAUGAAGGCGAUCGACGAUGACGGUGUGGAGUUCGAGGAAGAAGAAGAUGACGACAAAAAGAAAAAAAGAGGCCGAAAACGAAGAAAGAAGGGCGAAGAGGACGAUGAACCUACACCGAAAAAACGUCGUGGUAUCGGUUCGUCCAUUGACCCGAAAGUGAAACGAGCCAUGAAAAAACUUAUCAUGGUCGUUGUAAAUUAUACCGACAGUACUGAUGGUCGAUUGCUCAGCGAACCAUUUAUGAAAUUACCAUCGAGACGCGAAUUACCAGAUUAUUACGAGAUAAUCAAAAAACCAUUGACGAUAAACAAAUUAUUGCAGAAAAUCGACGAAGGAAAGUACGCUGAUUUUGACGAGCUCGAAAAGGAUUUUAUGCAGCUGUGCAAAAAUGCACAAAUUUACAACGAGGAGGCGUCCCUGAUUCAUGAGGAUUCGAUAGUGCUACAGUCGGUAUUCACAAAUGCCCGCGAACGUCUAGAAACAGAAGGGACGAAUUCGGACGGUGACGAAAGAGGUGAAGUUGAGGAUUGCUCGGACGGAGAUUCAAGUAUACGAAUGAAAUUGAAGAUGAAGGGUCGCAAGGGUGAAGGAAGAGGAGGUAGAAGAAAAAGGGUAACGAAGAAGUAUAUAUCCGACGACGACGACGACGGAGACGACAAUUGAAGAUGAAUUUAUUUGGACGAAAUUUUUGGUUGAUGAGGCGCAAGUGUCGAAAAGGUUUUUAACGUUUGAGCGACGCUAUUUUUCAGGGGGCGAGGGCAAAGUAAUGUGUUUAUUUUUUUGAGAAUUCUUGUAAUUCUCCGGGUUUUUUUUUUGUAUAUCUUGCAAGGAAUAACGGGUGACGAUCAAGAGAAUCGUGUGUACAGUAGAUUUGUAAUUCAGAGUCGGCAAUCUACGUCAAUACUAAAAUGAUGGUUCAACAUUUCCGAUUCUCCCUCGUAUAUUUUGUCCCAUUUUUAUUUUGACUAUUCUAUUCCGCGUUUAAGUCGUAGAAUAAUAGGAUGAAUAAUUCAAAUCUAUAAAGGGUGUUUCAGUAUGUUUUACAAAAAAGAAAAAAUCGAAUUUAAGGAUCUCGUACUUUUUGAAAUGGAGAUUAUGAGUUUUUGUGCUGUGAAAUUUUGGCGUGAACGUUCAACGUGGUGAAGAGUGAGCAGAGAGAGGAUGGUGAUCAUUUAAGACCCAUGAUCGUGUCGUGAUAAAUAUUUUUCAUUGAUUAUUCUCGUUCUGCACUUGAUUGUAUUGUUUUUUUUUUUUCGAAAGUUUCUAGACUUAUUCUUAUAAACUUGGCGUCGAGCCGCUACCGCGUUUCUUGAUAGGUCUACUGGAAGUUCAGUUAUUUUCUUUACCAAGCUCUUCAAUCAAAUGCCUCUGUAAUAUUUAAUAAGGCACCGAGAUCCUUGUACGUUGUUUAUGUUAGUAUCAUCACAAUCCCAAUGAAACUUUGCGAUAUAAACUUUUUGCGUUUAUAUAUCAAUUGUAAGGAAACAAUCGAAAAAAGUCAUACACACGAGAAUGUUAAGAAUUAUAUCACGACUCAUUGUAACUUAUCCAUAUACGCUACAAAUAAUUGAAUAAAUGGUAAUGAAUGAUUGAUAAA
This is a messenger RNA of Venturia canescens, 6836 nucleotides long. RefSeq names its product ATP-dependent helicase brm-like. Gene Ontology annotation, molecular function: histone binding; transcription factor binding; ATP-dependent chromatin remodeler activity. The record is from RefSeq and is a predicted model, not a curated record. The transcript has 14 exons. Gene Ontology annotation, biological process: positive regulation of transcription by RNA polymerase II. Bases 395 to 5902 code for a protein of 1835 amino acids. Gene Ontology annotation, cellular component: nucleus. Lineage: Eukaryota; Metazoa; Arthropoda; Insecta; Hymenoptera; Ichneumonidae.